AUAAUUAGUUAUGGAAAGACACAAAGGAGAACUUCUCAAGCGGAAUCACGUGAAAUGUUCCAAAAGAAGCAAUAAGAAUUUGAUUGCUCAAGUCUACAGAAUGCCCCAUUAUACUUCCAAGGUAUAAACACUCAAGUUUAGUAUAUUUAAGAGUCCUACCAUUGCAACAUGCAACAUUGCAUUCAACCAGAACACCACAAAAACAUCACCCUAUUCUCUAUUGUGUAAUCAAAUAUCAUUAACCAUCCAUGGCACAAAGAAGCAAGUCAUUUCGUUUUAGGAUCCCAUGGCUAUCAGUACCAUCUGAAUCAUUCGCUCGUCGUACAAGAGAAAGACCAAAAUCCCCUCCCCACUCAGACACAAGUGUGCCUAUUCAUAGACCAUCUAAGCCUUCUGUGAUAGCCCCUUCAGAGUUAUCUCCUCUUAGUCCCACGAAAACUGAGGAAGCCCCAAGAGCUGAACCUCAAAAAGAGUCACCACCCCAUCCAACACCUCCACCAUCAACUUCAGAGAGCAUUGAGUCCCCAGUGAAGGUUCAACCUAAGCCAAAACCUCUUUCUCCACAGCCUCCACUUCGACCUUCAUCUCAUGCAGACUCUCCAUCUCAGGUUCAUGUUGCACCCUCAUCCCCCAAAACUCAUUUGGCCUCAGAUAAUGGAGCCAUGAAGGUGCCAAAGCUUGUUGCUGAAGAAACCACUCCUCCUGCAUCAUCUUCCUCUGAGCAAGAAAAGGAAAAGAUGGUCUUGUCUGAGGCAAAACCCCAAGAAGAUGAGCUGAAGGUAGAAUCACCAUUGAGAACAAUCACCAAGUCACCAGAAACAUCUUUUCAACCCGAGAGGAUGUUGACACAUCCUGCAGGCAUUGAACAACAAGUUUCUUCUGUGCGCUCUUCAUCCCCAGUUUCAAAAACUGAACCAGCCACUCAUUCAUCGUCUCCUUUGGCCUCAAAGGACAUCAAAACCGAAGAAACCACUCCUCAAGAAGAAAAAGAGAAGAUGGCAGUGAUAGUUCCACAAGAAGAAAAAACAAAGAUAAAGUCACCUUUGAAAACCAUCCCCAAGUCACCGAAGACCUCUUCUCAACCUGAGAAUCUGUCCACACAGCCUACAAGAAUUGAGCAAAGAUCAACAACACCAAAAAACAAGUCCCUUCAACCUGAAGAAAAGGAGAAAGUGGUGCAGGAAACCACCAAGGCACGAGGAAAAGGCAAAGACACAACCAUAGGACAACCAAGUGAACAACACACCAUGGCAUCUGCCUCAGGAACAACAUUAUCAUCAACAACCACAACACAGACUAAAGAUUCAUUCGCCAAGGCAUUUCGUGGAGAUAAGAAGCAUCAUGGAGCACGAGAAACUGUGCAGAGAAAAAUAAUGUUUGCCACAACCAACCCCAUUGGGAAGGACACAAGAGUUGUGAGCUCAACAGAUGAAGGAGGCACAAAGAAUGUGUCAAGCUCAAGCAUAUCACCUGAAAAAACUGCUUCAUCCAGUGGUGAAAAGGCUCCUCCACUACAAAAAGGCAUCAAAGAUGAUAUCACAAAGUUUGUUCACAAACUAACAGCCUCUGUGCACCCUACACAACACAUGGAUGACAAACAGUUUAGUGUCAUAACUUUGGCUGGUGACAAUAGAGGAGCCACAAUGCACUUAGGUUCUGAGUCAGCUAAGAAAGAGGGUUCAGUUCACAUACACCGAGCCUACAAGAGUGAUCCUGAAGAUACCAAUGAGGUGACCACUGAUGGAGAAGAAAACACUAAUGAAGAAGAUGAAGAGGUGGGAAUGGCAUAUGUCAACAGCAACAUACAAAGUAUUAAUAACUCACUCAUGUUUCAUGGUUCAAUCACUGAAAGAGACCCUGGUGUUCAAGUGACUCUUCCUCAAAAGCCUGCUGAACCCAUCAAGCCCGAUGAUAAGCCCAAUCCCGGCUUGGAAACUCAGAGGACUCAGUUCAACAUCAACCGGGCUGAGAAGUCAACAUACCAGCCCACGGUUGGAAGAAGCAUCAGAGGCCCUUUCCUUGAACCAAAUGACAAACCUCGCCGUCACGGUUGCAACUUCAGCUGUGACAAGGAUAUAGAGGACAUUGAGAUUCUGUGAAGGAACAAGCACACACCGCUUCCCUUCUAAAAUUCAAAAGCUGUGCAGUGGAAUAUUGUAACACACAGAGAAACAAAAUAAGUGUUAAUGACAUCCACAUUGUGUAAUUUGUUAUGUCUCAUGUUAUUUUUACUUUAUUAUUAUUUUUUAUGUACCUUGUCAUUUUUAUA
Glycine soja is the source of this 2269-nucleotide messenger RNA. Its product is annotated as proteoglycan 4-like. The record is from RefSeq and is a predicted model, not a curated record. Lineage: Eukaryota; Viridiplantae; Streptophyta; Magnoliopsida; Fabales; Fabaceae. The transcript has a single exon. The coding region runs from base 249 to 2099 and encodes 616 amino acids.